UAUAAUAUUCGAGUUAUGGUAAUAAUUAAUUCUGUUUUUAUAAUACCAAAUUGUAACAAAACUUGUAUUGAUCUCAAUCUUAUCAUUCAAAACGAUUCGGGUUUCAAAUUAUUACUACAAUUUGCCUUUUCCUUAAAGGAAGCUCGGAUUCUCCUCGCGGUUUUGCCUUCCGGCCCGAUGAUACGUUGUUAUCAACCCGGACUUCGAUGCGCGUGUAGCAUGACGCACGCGUCGCUCGGUCUCGGCCAGUCCCCCCUCGCCGUCUUCGGACUCCGACGGCCACUCCACACUAACUCCAAUCGCGGCAGUUGUGGCUCCACUGGCUCCGUGACCAGUCGCUCAUCAGCGUGCGGACAAAGUGGUUCUUACGUCUCUACGAUCAGUCUUCAUCUUGUUUUUUCAUCCAUUCAGCAUAAUCUUAAAAAAAGUACCAUGGCAUCUGUGUGCAUUAUUGGCUCCGGUAACUGGGGCUCAGCAAUCGCCAAGAUAGUCGGCGUGAAUGCGAAAAAACAGAACAGCUUCGCCGACCGUGUCACCAUGUACGUUUACGAAGAGAUUAUCGACGGUAAGAAGCUGACGGAGAUUAUUAAUCAGACUCAUGAGAACGUCAAAUAUCUUCCGGGACAUAAGAUCCCCGAGAAUGUGAUUGCGAUCCCAGACGUGGUCGAAGCUGCGAAAGACGCGGACAUUCUUAUAUUUGUGGUCCCGCAUCAGUUCAUCCAAAGGAUAUGCAGCACCCUGCAGGGAAAAAUCAAACCCACCGCUGUCGGUCUAUCAUUGAUCAAGGGCUUCGACAAGAAGGAAGGUGGUGGCAUCGAACUUAUAUCUCACAUUAUUUCGAGACAAUUGCAAAUCCCAAUCUCGGUACUGAUGGGUGCUAACUUGGCUUCCGAAGUUGCCGAUGAAAUGUUUUGCGAGACCACCAUCGGCUGCAAGGACAAAGUGAUGGCGCCGAUACUUCGGAAUCUGAUCCAGACGUCGUAUUUCAGAGUGGUAGUUGUCGAAGACGUGGAUUCUGUGGAAUGUUGCGGUGCAUUGAAGAAUAUAGUUGCCUGUGGAGCUGGUUUUGUCGACGGGCUGGGUCUGGGUGAUAAUACGAAGGCUGCAGUAAUCAGGCUGGGUCUCAAGGAGAUGAUCAAGUUUGUCGACGUGUUUUUCCCAGGCGGAAAAUUGGCGACCUUUUUCGAGAGUUGUGGAGUGGCUGAUUUAAUCACAACGUGCUAUGGUGGACGUAAUAGAAAGGUCUCAGAGGCUUUCGUGAAAACUGGCAAGUCGAUCGAAACACUGGAGAAAGAGAUGUUGAAUGGACAGAAAUUGCAGGGCCCAUUUACCGCCGAAGAAGUCAAUUAUAUGUUGAAAUUAAAGAACAUGGAAAAUAGGUUCCCAUUGUUCACGGCAAUUCACCGGAUUUGCGUUGGUGAGCUAAAACCAACGGAUUUAGUCGACUGCAUACGCAGCCAUCCAGAACACAUGUAAGCUCAUAAUUGUUAUCAUAGCAUUUUAAAGUUGGUUCACUAACGUAAAAAUAGGGAUAAUUAUCCCGCCCAGAUCUAUGGAUCCUUUAUCAGAGAAUUUAAUUAAUUUGAUUUCGAUUGAUGAAGUCUCCAACGAAUCAAAAACUUCAAGAGCAUAAAUUAUUUUUAAUUAUCUAACUCUUUCUCUGCGAUUCCAAACAGUAUCAUUUUAAGUUCUUUAAAACUCACUGAUAAGAUAAAUUAAUAGAGACUCGACAAUGCGAUACGAAGACCGUGCUAAUCUUGGAUCAAGUUUGAUUGUAUUCUGAUUACAAAAUUUUACAUUGCUCGAAGUUUUAAUGGUUCCAAGAUUUCAUAGAUCUAUAAUUUUGAGGAUUCCACAUACACAGGACUCUUUAUCUUAUAUAUAAUUAGAAUUCCAAAUUUUUAGAUACACAAACACAAAAUUUUAUGAAUUGAAAAUUAUUUUUAU
Wasmannia auropunctata (little fire ant) is the source of this 1947-nucleotide messenger RNA. Its product is annotated as glycerol-3-phosphate dehydrogenase [NAD(+)], cytoplasmic-like. The record is from RefSeq and is a predicted model, not a curated record. Gene Ontology annotation, molecular function: protein homodimerization activity; glycerol-3-phosphate dehydrogenase [NAD(P)+] activity; NAD binding. Gene Ontology annotation, biological process: carbohydrate metabolic process; glycerol-3-phosphate catabolic process. Gene Ontology annotation, cellular component: glycerol-3-phosphate dehydrogenase (FAD) complex; cytosol. Lineage: Eukaryota; Metazoa; Arthropoda; Insecta; Hymenoptera; Formicidae.